AUGGAUGGCUCAUCAAUGGACACAGAUGAUCACCAAUCCGACUUUUUCGUCAAUCACAGAGUAACCGCCAUCAAGGAAGAAGAGGCCGCCGACAACCGCCCCAAGCAGCAAAGAAAGAGAUGCGACACUUGGCACGGUGGUAAUUCCGGCGGCGAAGGGCAAGAAAGACCGCUGCUGGACCCGUCGAUUUCGGAGGGACUCAACACCAAACGCAAGUUCGCCAGACCCCUUGAAAUGAGGAGGUUCAAAGAGAUCCCAGAUGCUCUCGAAAGAAAAGCUAUGGUUGCCAUAAUCAAUAGAUUCCAAGAAAUUCCUUUAGACUUGCCAAAGACUUUUGGAAGACCAGAAAUCUAUGAUAUAAAUACCCAUGAGUUUUUUAUCAUUCUGGAGCCUUUGGAUGCAUUCAGCCUUUUUUCCGUUUACCAAAGAAAGGCAUAUGAACUUAGGCAUUCUGUGUGGCUAUCCGAAAUCUACGACUGGAUCGUUGCGAAUAUUCCAUAUUUUUACGACAAGGGGGAUGCAAACAGCUCGAUCGGUUGGAAAAACUCAAUCCGGCACAACCUGAGUCUGCACGAGAAGUUCACCCGUGUACCUCAAGGAAACACCUCCACUUCUUCAAGGCGGCCAGGGUUACCCGCGUUUGAUUUACAAUCGAUGGAAGGCGAUUCUGGCAUCGAGCGGCUAUCGAGGCAUUCUUCCGUCUCCUCGCUUCAUGUGACUGACGACUUUCAGAGAAUCAACUUGGACUCCUUUUCGACUGCUGCCAACGCAGCCAUUAAAACCGAGGAGAGAGACGAUGUGUCUCCAGUCGCGAGCAGAAUGAAUCAAAACCAGCGAAACUCCGUCCUCGUCGAAGUUCGUCUUACUGCUGAGCAGUACGACAUGGUCAAGUCGGGUAAGUAUAUCGUUUCCCUUGUGGAGAAAGAUCAAGUUAUCGCCGCCCCAGUCACCGGCCCGGUAAAACUUCCAUACUGGAAGACAUCUCACAACAAAGAGGCGUCUAAUUCAGCUUUUCCUGAAAAGAGUGAAUUUCAAUCUGAAAUCAACCCACCUUCCUAUUCUCCACCUUCUCACACAUUUGUUGACACUCGAACCCAGAAAAGCGAGCAACGAUCGCCAUUUUCUCAAACAUCGUCGAAAAUGCUACCAGCUCCUCUUGGAAGGACCAUCUCGCAGCCUUCAGUCGCCCAGGCAAAUAACUCAGGAAACGAACUGACGUUCAUGAAUUCGAUCCCUCUCAACGAUCAGAUUUUCGGUGCACUCACGGAUCUACAUGACUAUGAUCUGGCCGAGGAAAGGGUUACAUGA
This is a messenger RNA of Oikopleura dioica, 1308 nucleotides long. Lineage: Eukaryota; Metazoa; Chordata; Appendicularia; Copelata; Oikopleuridae. The record is from the annotation of a GenBank genome assembly.